GAGGAGGCCAGGAAUCUGCGCCGCCAUGGACUACCAGCCCGUCGUCGUCAAAAAGUCGCAUCGGCCGACGGCCACGAGACACAACGCAGAGUCCAGAUACUGGCGCCAGUUCAAGCACCCCGUCUUCAUCAAGGAAUACGCACCCGUCACCUCCAUCCAUUUCUCCCCCUCAAAACCCCACAGGUAUGCGGUCACGUCCGCGACCAGGGUCCAGAUAUAUGCGCCGAGAACACAAAAGGUCACGAAGACAAUAUCGCGGUUCAAGGACAUUGCCCGGAGCGGCUGCAUACGCGGGGACGGGAAGCUGGUGGUUGCAGGCGACGACACGGGCCUCAUCCAAGUCUUUGACAUCAACUCCCGCGCUAUCCUCCGGACGCUCGACUCGCACAAGCAGCCAGUCCAUGUCACCAAAUUCUCCGCCCUGAACCAUACCCAAGUCCUCUCAUGCUCGGACGACUCGACCGUCAAGGUCUGGGAUGUCCCUUCCCAAUCCGCCGUCACUACCUUUGUCGAUCACACGGACUACGUGCGCUCCGGCCAGUUCUCCACCUCCAACCCCCACCUCGUCCUAACCGGUUCGUACGACACGACCGUGCGCUUAUUCGACACGCGCACGGGAGAGUGCGAGAUGGUUAUGGGCGGGCCGGACGCGAGCGCGGGGAGCAGGAACACCUCGCCCGUGGAGCAGGUGCUCAUGUUCCCCUCCGGCACAGUCGCGCUAUCCACCGCGGGUCCCAUCCUGCGCGUCUGGGACCUGGUUGCGGGCGGGCGGUGUACGCGCGCCCUGUCAAAUCACCAGAAGACGGUCACGUCUCUUGCGUUCGACUCCAACGCCAGUCGACUGCUGUCGGGUGGAUUGGACCAUAUGGUCAAGGUCUACGACGUGAGCUCGUACAAAGUAGUGCACACGAUGAGGUAUCCUGCGCCCGUCCUUUGCGUUGCUAUCUCGCCGGAUGAAACGCACAUCGCUGCUGGCAUGUCAGACGGCACGCUCUCGGUCCGUCGGCGGCAACCGAAAGCAUCAGAAGCCGCUACCGACGAUCCCUUCUCUGCCGCUGCCCUCCAAUCUGGGACAUUCGAAUCAUUUUUAGGCGGGUCCCUUCCAGCCAUCGGGGAGGGGCGCGUCAAGAGUAAAGUGAAAUCCAAACCCGUCGGCGACGUCGACGAACUGAAGGUGGAAAGUCGGCGAAAGAAGCGACUCAGGGAGUACGACCGACUCCUCAAAGGUUUCAAGUACUCCGCUGCCUUGGAUUCCGUUCUGAGAAAGAAUGUCCCACCCACAACAGCCUUCGCCCUGAUCCAGGAGCUCAUCCAUCGCGACGGUCUCCGCACAGCACUGUCGGGACGCGACGACGUUCUUCUGGAGCCAGUACUUCGCCUUUUAUUGAAGAAUGUCAGCGAUCCUAGGUUUGGGGAAAUGGCUUGCGAUGUCGCAGGCUUAGUGAUUGAAAUGUACGGAGCGGUAUUAGGUCAAUCGCCUCUGAUCGACUCGCUCUUCCUGCGGCUCCGGAAGAAGGUAGCCCAAGAGCUGCAAUUCCAGAAAGAGCUGCUCAAAACCAAAGGGGCCCUCGACAUGGUCUUGGGGUCAGCUGCCUUG
This is a messenger RNA of Gloeophyllum trabeum ATCC 11539, 1597 nucleotides long. Its product is annotated as WD40 repeat-like protein. Gene Ontology annotation, cellular component: nucleolus. The annotation marks the transcript as partial. Gene Ontology annotation, biological process: rRNA processing; positive regulation of transcription by RNA polymerase I. The record is from RefSeq and is a predicted model, not a curated record. Lineage: Eukaryota; Fungi; Basidiomycota; Agaricomycetes; Gloeophyllales; Gloeophyllaceae. Gene Ontology annotation, molecular function: protein binding. The transcript has 5 exons.